This is a messenger RNA of Chlamydomonas reinhardtii, 1196 nucleotides long. RefSeq names its product ribosomal protein L18. Bases 36 to 599 code for a protein of 187 amino acids. The record is from RefSeq and is a predicted model, not a curated record. Gene Ontology annotation, molecular function: structural constituent of ribosome; RNA binding. Gene Ontology annotation, cellular component: ribosome; cytosolic large ribosomal subunit. NCBI's taxonomy places the organism in Eukaryota, Viridiplantae, Chlorophyta, Chlorophyceae, Chlamydomonadales, Chlamydomonadaceae. Gene Ontology annotation, biological process: translation. The transcript is spliced from 6 exons.
UUCACCCUUCGUCCGUUAGGAAAAAGGGCGCAGCCAUGGGUAUCGACCUCAAGGCGGGUGGCCGCAGCAAGAAGGUGCACCGCACCGCCCCUAAGAGCCAGAAUGUGUACCUGGCCCUGCUGGUCAAGCUCUACCGCUUCCUGGUGAGGCGGACGGAGAGCAAGUUCAACAAGGUCAUCCUCAAGCGCCUGUUCAUGUCCAAGACGAACAGGCCGCCCCUGUCCCUCUCCAAGCUCGCGGCGUUCAUGAAGGGCAAGGAGUCCAAGGUGGCCGUGAUCGUGGCCACCGUCACCGACGACGUGCGUCUGUUCGAGGUGCCCAAGCUCCGCGUGUGCGCUCUGCGCUUCACGGAGACCGCCCGCGCCCGCAUCACCAAGGCCGGCGGUGAGUGCCUGACCUUCGAUCAGCUGGCUCUGCAGCGCCCCACCGGCAAGGACUGCGUCCUGCUGCGCGGCCCCAAGAGCCAGCGCGAGGCCUGCAAGCACUUCGGCCCCGCGCCUGGUGUGCCCGGCUCCACCACCAAGCCGUACGUGCGCGCCAAGGGCCGCAAGUUCGAGAAGGCCCGUGGCCGCCGGAAGAGCCGCGGCUUCAAGGUGUAAGCCUGUCAAGCAGCUGCUUCAAGUGCUGGGGUGUCUGCUGUGGCAGGAAGAAGUGCGACGUCCAGAGCGCAACCUCUGGCGAUGGUGUAACGGGAGUCUGUCGCGAACCUCCACGCCGCUUCCGGCGGCGUGCGCGCCGCUUGCGUCUUGGCUGGGGUUGGUUGGGCGACGGGAUGCAAGCCACAUCGCAGCGCAGCCUGGUUUGUACGGCAGGACGCAUAUCCUAAGCCGACCAGUUGAUUGGGCGGUGCUGGGUGUGUGAUGGGACAGUGGUAAGGCAAGUUGGUAAAGUCCCCUAGGGUGCAGCUGAUUCCCAGAACCCAACAAAUGGCAUACAAUUGGCAGCGGCAGGGCAGGGCUGGGCGGUGCUGGGUAUACGUCAGCGGCAGCCGAAAGCACAUGAGCAGAGCAACGUGCAGCGACAUAGCGGAACCUGUGUCCAGCCGGGCUUUUGGGGUGAGCUUCAACGUACCAGCCGCUCGCACGGGAUGGACGACAGCCGGAUGGCCCAUGUUCCCAAAAUACUUCGCGUAGGGAGGCGGGGGUUACGCCAGGCGCACUGGUGGCGCCAGGCACUGACUAAGCCAGCAAAGCACG